Molecule: messenger RNA, 798 nt
Organism: Penicillium canariense
Lineage: Eukaryota; Fungi; Ascomycota; Eurotiomycetes; Eurotiales; Aspergillaceae
Product: MBL fold metallo-hydrolase
Exons: 1
Coding region: 1-798 (265 amino acids)
Source: RefSeq, a predicted model, not a curated record
AUGGCUCCUACUCUGAACGUGACACACAUCGGCACUGCCACUGCUAUUUUGGAGAUCAACGGGGUCAACUUCCUGACCGAUCCUUUCUUUUCCCCGGCUGGCGCCUCAUGGUCUGAUGGCCAAAUUACUCUGACCGUAUCUGAAAAUCCUGCUCUGCGCCUUGAUCAGCUGCCCGUAAUUGACGCGGUGCUAUUGAGCCACGAAGACCACUUUGACAAUCUGGACGACCUUGGUCGCCAACUUCUGAACGGGCGCCGUGUUCUCACAACAGUCGAAGGCGCCAAGAAUCUGGUCCCUCGCCCCGCCGUUCAUGGAAUGAAGCCGUGGGAGACCAUGAGUAUCACGAUCGCUGGACAGAAUUUCAAGGUGAUCGCCACUCCAACCCAGCAUCUUCCGGGUGGUGAAUGCACCGGCUUCAUCGUCACCGGAGAAAACUUUGGACAAGGCCGCGACGGUCUCCCGAACGCAGUAUAUUUCACUGGUGACACGGUACACAUCAGUGAACUCAAGGAAAUUGCCAACCAGUAUCAUAUUAAAGCGGCAGUGAUGAACUUGGGCAAUGUUAUUGUCCCAAACGUUGCCGAUCCGACUGCUCCUCCAAUUCAAAUCACCAUGGACGGCAAGUCUGCGGCUAGACUGUUCCGCGAUAUCAAAGCUGAAGUUUUGAUUCCCAUGCAUUAUGAGUCUUGGGGGCACUUCACUCAGUUUGGGGCAGAGCUCCGGCAGGUGUUUGAAAAGGAAGGCAUCAGUGAUAAGAUCUGCUGGCUCAAGCCAGGAGAGAAGGUCUCGGUUUUCUAA